Messenger RNA from Stegodyphus dumicola, 2617 nucleotides. RefSeq names its product flavin-containing monooxygenase 5-like. The record is from RefSeq and is a predicted model, not a curated record. Lineage: Eukaryota; Metazoa; Arthropoda; Arachnida; Araneae; Eresidae. Gene Ontology annotation, molecular function: N,N-dimethylaniline monooxygenase activity; flavin adenine dinucleotide binding; NADP binding.
CGAUUAGCAUGACAUAACUCACAAGCAAGAAAAGAAUAGGUUUUAAAACUGGCUAAUUAUUGUCUGUAGAUGGGACAAUAGCUUAAAAUCUUUCCUCUUCAAUAAUAAAUGAACUUGGUAGUGAAAAAGAGAUGCUUAUAUCUGAGAAAUUUUCCGGCUUCCUGAACUGAUGGAUAAGACACAAUGACUCAAGCAAAACUUGUUGCUGUUAUAGGCGCUGGAGCAAGUGGUUUAACCACAAUUAAAAGCUUAAAGGAAGAAGGCUUCUAUGUUGUUUGUUAUGAAAAAACUGACAACUUAGGAGGACUAUGGAAGUACCGCGAAGAAGAGAUCGAAGGAGUUGGAUCAGUCAUGAAUUGCACUGUAUCGAACAUCAGCAAGGAGUUAAUGGCCUUUAGUGAUUUUCCUCCUCCAAAUUCAUUUCCAAAUUUCAUGUCGCACAAAUAUGUUCUAAAAUAUCUAGAUAAAUAUGCUGAAGCGUUUGAUCUUUUAAGACAUAUUAAGUACAGACAUGAAGUUAUAAGAGUUUUGCCAACAGCUGACAACUACAGAACUGGACGAUGGGAGGUUACCAUAAAGGAUUAUGCUAAAAAUAGAUUACUAGUAGAGGUUUUUGAUGGUGUGGCUGUUUGUGUUGGACGAUAUGGAUUUCCGAGAAUUCCUAACUUCAAUUCCUUGGAAACUUUCAAGGGUAAAAUUCUGCAUACCCAUAACAUAAAGAAUGCCGAACCUUUCAAAGACCAACGAGUACUUGUCGUUGGGGCAGGGAAUUCUGGGGCUGAUGCUGCCGUGUAUUUGUCUACUGUUGCUGAACAGGUGUACUUAAGUUCUAGGCAAGGAACGUGGGUUGUUCAAAGACCAGGCUCAAAAGGACUUCCUGCAGAUUUAAGUUUCAAUCGAAGAAUCGUCAGUACAGCAUUCCAGAAACUGCCUCGGAAGUUGGUCUUUUGGUUUUUGGAAAAACAAGUUAACAAACGUUUCAAUCAUAAUACUUAUCACUUGAAACCUCCUCACAGAUUUCUUACGAAACGCCCGACAAUUAACGAUCACCUUGCCAGUAAAAUUUUAAGUGGCGAUAUCAUUCUGAAAGGAGCAAUUAAGUACUUUACAGAAAAAGGUGUUGUGUUUCGUGGCGACAACGAAAUCGUAAAUGUUGAUAUCGUGAUCAUGGCAACAGGCUACCAAUUAAAAGUUCCUUUUCUGAACGAUAUAAUUUUUCAAGUAAUUGGAGAUCAUGUUCCGUUAUAUAAACAUGUAUUUCCACCGCAUUUAUCUGUGCCUUCAAUGGCCAUCAUAGGCAUGACGCAAGUCUUUGGUGGUGUAUUUCCAGUAUGUGAAAUGCAAGCUAGGUGGUUCGCAGCCGUUUUGAACAACAAAGUUUCUUUCCCAGAUAAAGGCGACAUCAUUAAUGACAUUACUUUGAAUACAGAAAAUGAAACCAAACUUCUUCAUUCCAGUGCGAGGAACUGUAUGCAGGUUUAUGGUAUUCCUUACAUGGAUGAGUUAGCUGAAAUAAUUGGCGUAAAACCGAAUUUUCGCAAACUGUUGCUCAGAGACCCAAGGCUAACAUGGACAUGCGUAAUGGGCCCAUGUCUUCCAUACCAGUAUAGGUUGGAAGGGCCUCAUUCCUGGGUAGGAGCUCGAGCAGCCAUUCUUACUUACAAAGAAAGAGUUUUUGCUCCUUUAAGGACACGUUAUGAAACUCGAUAACAUUACUGAUCUUUCAUGAGUUAUAACAGGCAGACUGAAAAGGUUUAAGCUUUAGGUAUGCUGAAGAGCUUUGGAGUUCAAAAUGCUUAAGUCCUAUAUUCUUUUGCUCAUAUUUCGAAGAAACUGCUAUACAGUUUGAAAGUUUUUUUUUUUUUUUUUUUUUUCCAUGUGAUAUUUAUAUACAGCGCGCGCAGCUCUGUGGAAUUAUUUUUAAAACAUUUUAUUCUUAUAUUACCAAUUCUGCUUUAAAAAUUUAAUUUUGCUUUAUAUUAGUGUAAAUUCAUGUUAUGUAUUUUAUGUGAUUAUAAUGCAAAGAUUUGUUAUAUUUUUAUAUUACUUAAACUGAGGACUGCUGUCUGAACUAGCGUUUCAUGAAAUGGACCUAAAAACUGUUUUUCGUUAUUCUCACGGUCACGUAAUCUAAAAUUCAUCUUUCAACGCGAAUAUCUGCAGUCAUAUUGUGGGUACUAUUACUGCCUGUGUUUUGCGGGUAGUUUAAGCUCAAAAAUGUAUCCAUAAGACGUCCACUUCAUGCAAAUGCUUUUAUAUUUAAAUUUUUAAAUCUUCCAGGGUGUUGAUUAUUUCUGCAAAAUAAAAUUUCAAUGCUUUGAAUUUUGAUGAACAUUCUGGAAAAUUUUUAUCUAGAAUGAUGCAGUAUUGAUUUGUGCCUUUUUGAAAAUAUUUUUGAUCAAAUAUUUGUAAUGCAUCCAGUUUUGUCGAAAUGUUCGUAAUACAUAUUCUUGAUACAGUUUAAUUUAUAUUUAAUUAUUUUCAUAGUGUAACAUUUUCUUAGCUUUCAUUCGUGUUCCUUUAGUUUUAUUUUUAAUAAUAGAAUUUGAAAUGUAGAUUUCAAGUAUCUGUGAUUACUGUUGAUAUUUUCUGAUACGUAUUAAAAUAUUGAAAAUAA